Prunus armeniaca (apricot) is the source of this 222-nucleotide messenger RNA. Lineage: Eukaryota; Viridiplantae; Streptophyta; Magnoliopsida; Rosales; Rosaceae. The record is from the annotation of a GenBank genome assembly.
AUGCCACUGCUAGGAAUAAAAAUCCUAGCAGACUUCUUAAGAAUAGAUAACUUGCGCCCCAAGUUACUGAUUUCUAAACAAGCGAUUGCGAAUUUGGGUGAGGAAUAUCUCCCAAAAUUGUGGCCUCUUCAGUCUGAAGGGGGCAGAAGUGGCUGGACUUGUGGAUUACUGAGCCGGAACUGUACUGUGGUACCUGUUCUGCUUGGUCAGGGCUCUCCAUAA